Entelurus aequoreus (snake pipefish) is the source of this 1329-nucleotide messenger RNA. Its product is annotated as ADP-ribose glycohydrolase OARD1-like. The transcript is spliced from 5 exons. Gene Ontology annotation, biological process: peptidyl-glutamate ADP-deribosylation. Bases 676 to 1197 code for a protein of 173 amino acids. The record is from RefSeq and is a predicted model, not a curated record. NCBI's taxonomy places the organism in Eukaryota, Metazoa, Chordata, Actinopteri, Syngnathiformes, Syngnathidae.
GAAUGCAGCUGAGAUAGGCUCCAGGACCCCCGCGACCACAAACGGGACAAGCGGUAGAUCCACAUUCACCCCAUUGAAUGCACAAGACAUAUUUUUCUGACCAUUACGAUAUUUUUUCCUCCAUACAAAAUAAAACAAAUAAAUGAAGUGGUUCGUUUGAAAAAUUAACAUUUAACAAAAACUGACUCGUUGCGUACAUUCAGUACAAUGGCAGUCCAGUGAAAGUGACUGAAAUUGGGCCGAUAAUUCUACGAUUUUUAAAAAAAUCUUACACCUUGUUCAUUUUCAUAUCAUUUUAAAUUUUCCUAUUAUGUGUGAUUUUUUUUGUAUUAAAAAAACCCCCAAAACCUUCAAUUAUUUCAACAUGUGAAGCUCCUGAGAAAAUAUAACGAGUGAAGGAAGUGACGUCACGUAGCCUCUGAGCAUGCCUAAAAUGCUCGAGUCCAUGUCCGCCAUCAAAGUAUCUUGAAAAUGUCUAAUUUGAAUAUUUAAACUGACAACCACGCCAAUAUUCACCGCUAAGCACCACUUCUUAAGGGACGACAUACAUCGCACGUGGCAUUUUAGCCUGUAAAUCUGCUCAAAAUCGGUCAUAUCCACGCCGCUGCUUCCAUUUGUGCUGUAAAGUCUCGAAGCUGUUGGCAGUAACUGAGUUGGAGAGCCCAUCUGUCACCGAUGUCCUCUCAAGCAGGCAUUACGGACACAACAAUGAUGGCGACUAACAAGUGGAGACUGAAACACGUCACGGGGGACCUGUUCUCGUGUCCCGCGGAUGAGGCUCUGGCCCACUGCAUCAGUGAGGACUGCCGCAUGGGGGCAGGCAUUGCACUGAUGUUCAAGCAGAAGUUCAGAGGAGUCGAAGAGCUAAAGGGACAGAAGAAGCUGGUAGGACAGUGUGCUGUACUGAAAAGAGACGGACGUUUGGUUUAUUAUCUGAUCACAAAGAAGAAGGCAAGCCAAAAACCAACCUAUGACAGUUUAAGACAUAGCUUGGAGGACAUGAAAGUGCACUGUAUCAAAAACGGAGUCACACGAAUUUCAAUGCCUCGUAUUGGCUGUGGUCUGGAUCGGUUGAAUUGGGAAAGAGUUUCAGAGAUGUUGGAAGAGAUCUUUGAGUCCACAGACGUCUCCGUCACUGUCUACAGCCUUCCUGUGACUGCUGAAACCACGGUGAUGAAGGAACACAUGCGCAGAUGAUUAUCAAAAAUGUGCGCUAGUGGCAAUAGUUACUUUUUGCGCACGUUUGUUAGAUUGUACCUUUUUUUUUUAACAAUAUGUGGUUCUGACACAUGUCAUUGAAUAAUAAAGUGUCUUUUUCUUUUGCACACU